UCUCAGGGGGGCGGCCGGGGGCGCGCAGUCCGCCUCGGUACGCGUACGCGGCACACGGGAGCUCCAUUUCCCGUCAGAUCGAGGUAGUUCGGCAAAAGUGCGGCCCGUCCAAUCACAGAGAGAGUCACUAAUAUGCAAAUGCGCUGUUAUCGCCGUCACGUCAGCAGCGCCAGAGCCGCUGCGCCGUGGUCGCCAGCAGGAGUACAACUAACAACACGGCUCCAACUUCGCCCGACAGCACUCUGCCUACGCGGACGCCCGGAGUCGCGCUUUUUCGAGGGUUACUUCCAGGAAAACAACACAAUGGAGAUGCUCUAACUGUGACCGCUCACUCGCUGGGGCCAUCUUGGAUCCAGAGGUGCUCCCAAGGGAUCCCAUCCCCCUCGGAUUUCCGCAAUGGACUUUUUUGACGACCCCACCCUCUUUGUGGGGGGUUUGGAAGAGCUGGAUGAAGAUGGUUUCCAUGCGGCACCAUCGCUUGUGGACGAGCUCAACCUCAGUGCCGGGUUUGAACCCCUGCAAGUAGAGGCGCUUGGCCCGGGGAAGCAUCAAGAGAUGAUGCCACCUGUCUCGUCCCAACAAGCUGUGCCCGGUUACACUCAGCCGAUGGGUCAUUAUACGGCUGUUAAGGCACAGAAUACUCUGGGGCAGGUAUUUUCUAGCUCUCGGAGCACAGGUUGCGACGUGGGUCCUGAGCAACAUGGCCAGUACCACAAUGCCACCAUUAGCCAAGUACCUCAACCUAAUGGGCUGUUCUGUAGUACUGGAAGCCCAAUGUGGAGCAACCAAGACCAAAAUGGGAAUGUGUUUCACCAUGUAUCUCAACCACAACAACAACAACAACAACAGACACUUUGUCAUCAGUACCUGCACAACCAGCCACUUCAUGGCAGACAAAGUACUCAACAGCAGCACCAUUCAGGUCAUCAGCAAGUGGAGCAGCAGCAGAGAAUCCAACAGCUACAACGACAGCACAGUCAUCAGCAACAGCUUCUAAACCAGCACCAACAAAUGACCACAGCAAGCGUUUGCCUGCAGCAGCAGCAGCAACAGCAGCAUCACGCUUUCCCCUUCCACCAGGGAGCUCAGGCCAGCAGCCAGCAACAGGUACUCCAUUCUCAGCAUCAACUUCCUGUAAGAGACUCCCAGUUUCAUUCCAGGACUCUUCCAGUCCAGCCUUAUUUGGAACGUCAGAAUCCGUCUCUGAGCGGGACAUGCUUGCAAACACGUCAGCAGCAGGGAAGCUACCAGUUGGUCAGGGGAGGUCCGGCCUUCUCGGGAUCAGGACUCGAAGACUCCCACCUGUCAUUCCCCAUACAUUCUUCGUCUGCAGUUCACUCCUUGCCUACGUGCUCUGUCAGUUCAGCUCAUGCCUACCAAGCGGCCGAGUUCCCUGCCUACCCCGGAGAGCCAGAAAUACCCAGUCUUAGUCAGCAGUCUUCAUGUAGGCCCAUCACUACUGCGCCGGUUACUACUACAGUGCCUAGGCUGCCUGAGACGGCAUGCCAGUUCCAGUCUGCAGCGCACGUGGGUCAGCUGCAGUCUGGGACAACAGUUAGCCAGGCAGACGAGUGUCCCUUCAGAGCCCUGCGCUGCUCCGGAGAAACCCAGGGAGUCUGCAAGUCGUCGGAGAUGUUCGGCGAGUCGGCGAGUUGUUAUCCAAGCAUGACAAACCACCUGCCCUCUGAGCAGCAUAUGAGCUGCGGGGUUAUUAACACUAACGGGUACCAAGCGUUUGGAGGCACUAUCCUGCCAUCCGAGGCCCAGGACGGAGACUUGGAAGGCCUGGAUCCUCCUGACCUCUUGCCUGACCUACUCCCCCAGCUGGAGGACGCUCUCAGGCAACAGGAUGAAUCCAGCUGUUCUUGGGUUGAUUCCAAUCAGAAGAAGGGGCAUGAAAACAGGAAGCCAACAGCUGCAGAAUGCAAGGAUGAGAAGCCUCGGAAAAACCCCAAUGGUUCCAGUAGCCAGGUGCCGGUCCUCAGUCCCGCAGUGAAGAGCAGCUCUUCAUCCUCCUCUUCGUCUUCUUCCUCGUCGUCCUCGUCGUCCAGCUCCUCGUCGGAGAAGAGGGUGCCACGGAGGACGCAUCAUCAGAUGGAGUCGACGCUGCACGAGAAGCAGGAGAAGGCCAAUAGGAUAAUAUCGGAAGCUAUCGCCAAGGCGCGGCAGAGAGGAGAGAAGAACAUCCCUCGCGUUAUGAGCCCGGAGAGCUUCCCCAGCUCUUCCGGUCAACACAAGAGCCACCGCGAGCGCGAGCACAGAGGAAACGGCAAGGCCCGGACCAAGGAGAAGGCCUCCAGGAAGGCCUGCAUUGUUCCCUCGUCAAAGCCCAAGCAAAAGACCAAGAUUGGGAAAAUAGUCAUCAAGAUUGGAAAAAGGAAAAAGCGAAAGCCCGAGUCUUCAGAGGAGGAGUCUGACGAUGACCCCCCACCUCGCCACUCUUCUAAGGAUGACGACUCGAAGAGGCGGUCGAAUCGCCAGGUGAAGCGGAAGAAGUACGCCGAAGAGCUGGAAGCCAGGUUGUCGGACGAUGAUGUCAAAGUCAUUGUGAAAGCCAAGAAAGCCAACACUGCUGCAUCCAAGGAGCCUUCUGUUCAGCUGUUUGUUGAGAAUCCUACAGAGGAGGAUGCUGCUGUUGUUGACAAAAUCAUGUCUUCUCGUAUCGUGAAGAAGGAGGUGUCUCCGGGGGUGAUGGUUGAAGUGGAAGAGUUUUUUGUAAAAUACAAAAACUACUCCUACCUUCACUGUGAAUGGGCCACAGAGCAGCAGCUGGAAAAGGACAAGAGGAUUCAGCAGAAGAUCAAACGCUUCAAGAUGAAACAAGCACAGAGGGCGCUCUUCUUGACAGACAUGGAUGAGGAGCCUUUCAACCCUGACUACGUCGAAGUCGACAGAGUGCUGGAGGUAUCUUAUUGCGAGGACAAAGACACAGGCGAGGAAGUGGUGUACUACCUGGUGAAGUGGUGCUCUCUGCCUUACGAGGACAGCACGUGGGAGCUGAAGGACGACGUCGAUCAGAGCAAGAUUGAAGAGUUUGAGCGGCUGCAGGCAGUCAAGCCAGACUCACGCAGAGCGGAGCGGCCUCCAGCCAACCUUUGGAAGAAGAGGGAGCAGUCGAGGCAAUACAGGAAUGGCAACACUCUCAGGGACUACCAGCUGGAAGGGGUCAACUGGCUCCUUUUCAACUGGUACAACAGGCGCAACUGCAUCUUGGCUGACGAGAUGGGCCUGGGAAAGACCAUCCAGUCCAUCACGUUCCUGGAAGAGAUUCAUCGCAUUGGCAUCAAAGGGCCCUUUCUCAUCAUCGCCCCCCUUUCUACUAUCGCAAACUGGGAGCGAGAGUUUCACACGUGGACGCGCCUCAACGUCAUCGUUUACCACGGGAGCAUGAUCAGCAGGCAGAUGCUGCAGCAGUACGAGAUGUACUUCAGGGAUGCGCAGGGUCGGGUGAUACGAGGGGCCUACAAGUUCCAAGCUGUUAUCACCACGUUUGAGAUGAUCCUGGGAGGCUGUCCUGAGCUCAACGCCAUCGAGUGGCGAUGCGUGAUCAUUGACGAGGCCCACCGUCUAAAGAACAAGAACUGCAAGCUGCUGGAGGGCUUCAAACUCAUGAACCUGGAGCACAAAGUCCUGCUGACGGGUACUCCUCUGCAAAACACAGUGGAGGAGCUGUUUAGUCUCCUCCACUUCCUGGAGCCAGCACGCUUCCCCUCGGAGAACAACUUCAUGCAGGAGUUUGGUGACCUCAAGACAGAGGAGCAGGUGCAGAAACUUCAGGGCAUCCUGAAGCCCAUGAUGCUGCGUCGUUUGAAAGAAGACGUGGAGAAGAAGCUGGCGCCCAAAGAGGAAACCAUCAUUGAGGUUGAGCUCACCAACAUCCAGAAGAAAUACUACCGCGCCAUCCUUGAGAAGAACUUCUCCUUCUUGGCUAAAGGAGCCGGCCAGUCAAAUAUGCCCAACCUGGUCAAUACUAUGAUGGAAUUAAGAAAGUGUUGCAACCACCCCUACCUCAUCAAAGGGGCAGAAGAGAAGAUCCUAGAAGAUUUCAGGGAAGUACACAGUCCCACUGCCGCUGACUUUCACCUGCAGGCGAUGGUGCAGUCUGCUGGAAAGUUGGUCCUAAUUGAUAAACUGCUGCCCAAGAUGAAAGCAGGAGGUCACAAGGUGCUCAUCUUCUCCCAAAUGGUGCGCUGUCUGGAUAUCUUGGAAGACUACCUCAUUCAGAAAAGGUAUCUGUAUGAGCGUAUUGACGGCCGUGUUCGUGGGAACCUGCGACAGGCCGCCAUAGACCGCUUCAGCAAGCCCGACUCGGACCGCUUCGUUUUCCUCCUGUGUACGAGAGCCGGUGGCCUGGGCAUCAACCUCACCGCGGCAGAUACCUGCAUCAUCUUUGACUCUGACUGGAACCCUCAGAACGACCUGCAGGCUCAGGCUCGCUGUCAUCGAAUCGGUCAGAACAAGGCUGUGAAGGUGUAUCGUCUCAUCACCAGGAACUCGUAUGAGCGCGAAAUGUUCGACCGCGCCAGCCUCAAGCUGGGCCUGGACAAAGCGGUGCUGCAGAGCAUGAGCGGCCGCGAUAACAGCCUCGGCGGAGGCACGGGAGGAGGGGCGGCACAGCAGCAGUUAUCCAAGAAAGAAAUUGAGGAUCUGUUGCGACGUGGUGCCUAUGGAGCCAUCAUGGAUGAGGAGGACGAAGGGGCCAAGUUCUGCGAGGAGGAUAUUGACCAGAUCCUCCAGCGUCGGACAAAGACCAUCACGAUCGAGUCUGAGGGGCGAGGAUCCACUUUUGCUAAGGCCAGUUUUGUAGCAUCUGGGAACCGUACAGAUAUCUCUCUGGAUGACCCCAACUUCUGGGACAAGUGGGCCAAAAAAGCAGACAUUGAUAUGGAUACGGUCAACGGCAGAAACAGCUUGGUGAUCGACACUCCUCGUGUGAGAAAGCAGACGAGACCGUUCAGCGCCACCAAAGACGAGUUGGCCGAGCUGUCAGAGGGGGAGAGUGACGGCGACGAGACCAAGCCCAAGCUGAGAAGAAACGAACGGCUCAACAGUUACGGCCGCACAGAGUGCUUCAGGGUGGAGAAGAAUCUGCUGGUGUAUGGAUGGGGUCGUUGGAAAGAUAUCCUCAACCAUGGUCGUUUUAAGAAGCAGUUGACCGAGUGGGACGUGGAGUCCAUCUGCAGAGCCCUGCUGGCCUACUGCCUGGUCCAUUAUCGUGGCGAUGACAAAAUAAAGAGCUUCAUGUGGGACCUCAUAGCCCCGACCGAAGACGGGCGCACCAAGGAGCUUCAGAAUCACCUCGGCUUGUCGGUGCCGGUGCCCCGGGGCAGAAAAGGGAAGAAGAUGAAGACCCAGACGAGCUCUUUUGACAUCCAUAAGGCCGAGUGGCUCAGGAAACACAACCCCGAGCACAUGCUGCAGGACGACGGCUACAAGAAGCACCUGAAGCACCACUGCAACAAGGUGCUGCUCCGGGUCAGAAUGCUCUACUAUCUGAAACAGGAGGUGAUAGGAAGUCAGGCCCAGAAUGUGCUAGACGGCGUGGACUCCAGUGAGGUGAAGAUCUGGGUGCCUGACCCGGACCACUCGGAGCUGCCAGCCCUUUGGUGGGACGCGGUCGCCGAUAAGUGUCUGCUGCUUGGUGUCUUCAAACAUGGGUACGAGAAGUACAACACUAUUCGUGCAGACCCCACUCUGUGCUUCUUAGACCGCGUCGGGCGGCCGGAUGAGAAGGCCAUCGCCGCAGAGCAGAGAGGCAAUGAUUUCCUGGAUGGGGAUGUGGAUGAUCCAGAGUACAAGCCUGCUCCAGCCCUUCUGAAAGAUGAAAUGGAGGAUGACGCCUCUUCCCCUGGAGAUUUGGUUGUCUCUGACAAUGCUGGAGAUGCCCCUCCGGUGACGGAAGGCCAGGCUACCUACUGGCCCUCCCCCUCGGUGCUGACAGCCAGACUGAGGCGACUGAUCACAGCCUCGCAGCGCUACACCAAGAGCCGGCAGAUCCUACACAUCCACCAGACUCAGUCCACGUCUCAGUCCCAGCAGGCCAUGAUGCUCUCCCCCCCAGUCUGCCCGCUGCCCCCCGCGCUGAAGGACACGCUUAACCCCAAGAUGGCUGCCAAGAUCGAACGCCAACAAAGAUGGACCAGGCGAGAAGAGGCAGACUUUUACCGGGUCGUCUCCACUUUCGGGGUCGUUUUUGACCCGAACCUCGGCCGCUUUGACUGGACCAAGUUCAGGGCCAUGGCUCGGCUGCACAAGAAAACGGACGAGAGCCUUCAGAAAUACCUCUGCGCCUUCGCCGCCAUGUGCAGGAGGGUGUGUCGCCUUCCACCCAAAGACGGAGACUCUGCGGUGGAUCCUUCCCUGACCAUCCAGCCAAUCACAGAGGAGCGAGCGUCGCGUACCCUGUACAGAGUGGAGUUGCUUCGCCAGGUCCGGGAACAAGUCCUCAGACACCCGCUGCUGUACGAGCGCCUGUCUCUGUGCCAGAUGAGCUCCGAUCUACCCGUCUGGUGGGAGGCUGGAACCCACGACCGCGACCUGCUGAUCGGCGCCGCCAAGCACGGCGUCAGCCGGACGGAUUACCACAUCCUGAGAGACCCCGAUCUCUGCUUCAUGGCAGCCCAGCGCAACUACAGCCAGGCGAAAGCUGCACAGCAGCAGCAGCAACGCACAACGACGCCGCUGCUGCACCCUCAGUACCAGGCUGCCAGCUCGCUACCGACAGGCUCCCCGCUGCCCCCGUCCGUCCAGAGAGACGCGGAUCCCUGUGGGGUCGUGCCCAAGGCGGAGCCCCCCUCAGAGGAAGAGGAGGGUAAAGAAAGGCAGGGAGGGAGCUGGAGCCCCCCUCAGCCGCCAGCGACUCCCACCGGCCUGGAGGAGAAGCCCGCGUCAGCGCCGAAGGUCAGCGAGAAGCAGAUGGUGGCGGCGCGGACCAAGCCGCUCACGCCCAACUCCACAGAAAGGAAACCCAAGAAGGCGAGCAAGAGGGGCCGCAGGGAGGCCCGGCGAGGCUCCGACUCCGACUCAGACGGCUCCUCCUCAAGUUCGUCGUCUCGCUCUUCGUCGUCUUCUUCAUCUUCCUCUUCUUCCUCCUCACAUUCCGGGUCCAGCUCUUCCUCCUCCUCCUCGUCUUGCUCCUCCGGCUCUUCGUCGUCUUCGUCGUCCUCCUCCUCAUCUGACGACAGUGAAAGUGAGGGAGAGGAAGCAAAGAAGAAAGUGCCUGUAACAGCGAGUGUUAAGGGUUUCGACGAGGACAGCGUGGCCUCCCUGAGCACCACCCAGGACGAAAUGCAGGACCCACACGUGUCUGAGAACGGCGUCGCAAACAACUCCUCCCACGCUUUCCCGGGAGGAGGCUACAUGCUGGCUGCGUCGUACUGGCCCAAGGACCGUGUGAUAAUCAACCGCCUGGACAGCAUCUGUCAGGCCGUGCUCAAGGGCAAGUGGCCCGGCCACCGUCGGGUCUACGAGCCCGGCAGCACGGUCGCCUCCUUCUACACCACCAAGCUGCUGGACAACGCCAACAUCCUUUGCGAGGACCCCUCUGCCUCUCCACAGGGGUCAAAGGUGACCAAGCAUGUUGCAGAAAACAAGGAGUUCUCAGUAAAGCUCAAUGAUGAAGGAGGCCUGAAGCUGACCUUCCAGAAACAGGGCUUGCCUGUAAAGAGGCCCCUAGAGUCAGAGGAGGGCCCCCAGGCCCAGCAGCAGUAUCUGGCCCGGCUUUACGAGCUGCAGAGCGCCUCGGACACGGGCCUGGCUGACAUAACCAAGCCUCAAAGCAGUUUCCAGACUGUUUCCCCAGGUGUCAGUGGUCAGAUGAGGUUGAAUGGAGCGGUGGACGGCCAGCCCAUGAUUAAGAAGCGAAGGGGAAGAAGGAAGAAUGUGGAAGGAAUGGAGCUGCUCUUCAUGAACAGGAAUCAAUUACCUGCUAUUCCUGAUCCGGUGGCUCCAGGAUGGGGCGGAAUCGGCCAGGUCGGCAUCGCUGGAGCUUCUGCACCGAUGAACUCCAGUCAGAUCCCUGGAGACACGGACAUCAGGGUCCCCGUCAUCAACCUUAAAGACGGCACCCGGCUGGCAGGCGACGACGCUCCCAUGAGGAAAGACUUAGACCAGUGGCUAAGAGAGCACCCCGGCUUCGUGGCAGAUACAGGAGCUUUUAUUCCGGGAGUGAAUAAGAUGCAGAUGCAGUUCCACUUCCAGGACGGGCGACCCAAGCAGAAGCGGCACCGCUGUAGGAACCCCAACAAGAUCGACGUCAACAGUCUAACAGGGGAGGAAAGAGUCCAGAUCAUCAACAGGAAAAACGCUCGAAAGAUCGGUGGAGCCUUCGCUCCUCCUCUGAAGGAUCUGUGCCGGUUCCUUCAGGAAAAUCCAGAGUAUGGAGUCCCACCUGAAUGGGCCGACGUGGUUAAACAGUCGGGUUAUCUCCCAGAGAGCAUGUUUGACCGGAUCCUGACGGGACCCAUCGUUCCCGAGGAGGUAAGCCGACGAGGACGCCGACCGAAAAACCCGCUGGUGAAGGCCGCAGCGGCUGCAGCGGCGCCCAGCUCUGCAUCCUCCGCCCUGGGUUUGAACCCUCUGCUGGCCAACGGCAUCCUCUCUGGAAUGGACCUCGGCAGCCUGCAGGCCUUCCAGCAAAAUCUCCAAAGUUUACAGUCCCUGCAGCUCACCGCAGGCCUCAUGGGACUGCCGCCCGACGCCAGCAACCUGGCCGCAAGCAAUCUCGCCGCCAUGUUUCCCAUGAUGCUUUCCGGCAUGGCCGGAUUGCCGAACCUGUUGGGCAUGAGCAGCUUGCUCGGAAAGCCUACUCAGGAAGCCGCCGGAGGUUCUGAAGAGAAGACGAAAGGAAUGGACAGCGGCGGCACCGGCGAGCCGCCCGAUGCCGCCGCUCAUGCUUCAGAAACCAAAGGAGAAAGGACAGAGGGCUCGAACACGACUCCUUCCUCCACUUCCAGCUCCGCUUCCUCUGCCACCGUCACACAAAGUGCUUCAGCUGCCUCCGCAGCCACCAGUCAUCCACUUUCUCUUAACCCCUUGUUACUCUCCAGUAUGCUUUACCCAGGGAUGCUUCUCACUCCAGGCCUUAACCUUCCUGUGUCUGCCACACAGCCGCAGAGCUCCAACAGUGACCCUUCAAUCCUUCCGUCUGCAGCCGCCGCAGCUCCUCUUCCUUCUGCUCCUGCAGCCUCCCAGUCAUCGCUGGCUGAGACGGAGAAGCCAUCAGGAAAGGAUGAAGAGGAGGAGGAGGAGGAGGACGAUGCCCCUGAGGAGGCUUUGGAUGACGAGGAAGAGGACGACGAGGAAUCUGCAGAACCGAGAGAAAACAGUGGUCCUGAAUGUUCAGCAAAAGCCGAGUCAUCUUCAUCAGAGUCUGGGAGCUCCUCCUCAUCCUCCGAAGAUUCAGACUCAAGCGACGAGGACUGAAUCUAUGGACAGCAAAUUCAAAAUUUAUUUAUGUAUUGCCUAGAAAUGUAGACAUUUAUUCACAUAUAUAUGGAUUUUCCAGCACUUAUGUUGCGAUUUCUUUACGUGUAAAUACAAGAACUAACUACAUUGUGUAAAAAAUAAAAAAAAAAAGACUGUAAAAACCUUAAAAAACAGAAUUAAAGGAGCUGAAAUAAAUUGUCCAUGUCUGUUCACGAGGUACAGUCUUGUUUUGCGACAUUUUGCAUGUCAAACUUUGGUACUUUCUGAACUCUGUGAACUUGUACCACCCGUAUAUGUACAAUUGCAACAGAAAGAAAAAAAAAUAAGGCAUUAUUGUAAUUAUAGUAAUUAUGUCAGGAUUAAUUUUAUUAAAGCUAAAAACUACAUCGACUUGCUCGUUGAGCAGUACUAUUAAUAUAUUUUGAUUGUCGGGGCGGUUGACACUUUACAAACCCUUUGGUUCACUUGUAAAAAUAGCCAGUACACUUUGCAGGUUUGUUGACACUUUGGCUUUGCAGAUUGACGUUGGAUAAUGUCAGCAAUAACCUGGGCAGCUAAUGAAUGUCACUGAAGCUGUAGAUUCUCUCAUCUGCCAUGUCUCCACCUCCAGUUCACAACUCGUACAUCCUGUCCCCUCCCUUCUUCUUCUUCUUUUUUUUUAAUUUAGCUUCUAAAAAAAGGAUUGGAUAUUGAUUGAGGAAAUCUCUCAUUUUCACAAUUGGAAAUAAUUGGUCGACAGUGGAACGUGUUUUAUAUGCCCGCUGUUCAGAAUUGACGUAAAUAAAAUAAAAAAUCUCUUUCAAGGUGAAAUUUAGUACCUCAAAUAAAGCAUACAUUUUCAGUUAUGCAAUUGUUAGCUGACGUUAUCAAUUACUGACAGAAAUUAAAUUUCUGCUGUGUGCCAAAAACAAAAUAACAAAAAAAAAAAAAAAGAGCCCUCGGAUGCCCUGAAAGUGUUGUGUGGGUAUUAUUCCCUGGAUCCCGUUGUAUUUGACCGCUUCUUUACCUCAGCUUUGCUAAAAGGGUUGGCUUCACUGUGCAGAUGUACAUAUGCAUGUCUGUCUGAUUCUCCCCCGGCUGUGUGUGAAUGUGUCAGUGGCCAAUUCUCCCAUCUCUUCUGCGACUGCGUUAUGCCGUCUCUCCAUCUGCAGACCAGGGCUCUCCUGCUUCCACAACCUUUCCAGUCUGAACGUUUUGUGUUUAAGGAGCUUCACUGUUUUUUUUUUUUUUUUUCGACUUGUGAACACCAACCAUUACAAGUGUUCUUUACCUUCAAACAUGCCUCUUCAGAACUCCUGAAGGAAGCCUAAUGUGUUGCGUGACAGCCUGUGGUGUUAAAGAUACAAGUGCCGCGAGCACAACUUGGAUCAAUCCCGUUUUUUUUAAGACUGUAUUGAUUGUUCAUUCUAGUCGAGUAUUAAAGUCGGUGCCGGGUUGGGUUUGCUUCAGGAAGGGCUUAAUCAUUUCAAUUUGUGUUGCCGGGAGUCUGCGGCGUUGUCUCGUUUCGUCCUCCCGCGCCGUUCACAGAUCUGUUUUUGCUGACAAACUGAGCUUCAGCUAGAUGUAGAAGUGCCCUUAUCCUGCACCUCAUCCUCUCAUUGAGCCGCUCACUUGCCAACGCUCGUGCGUUUCCUUCAGCUUUUCCCCCGCGCGCGCGCGCACACACACACGUCCGUUUCGGAGCUGUAACCAGGUUACAUAGAAACACUGGACUACACUCGAGCCGAAGUACCUUUUUGUAAUCCUCUCUAGCACAACAGUGCUCGCUCUAGGACUGCUGUUACACCGUUGACUGUUAGAUAUUACAGGAGAAGGGGGCCCCCUGGAUAAACUGUCGUUCCUAAGUAUCUGUAGCACCUCUCUCUUUCUCUCUCUCCAGUGGGCUUAACAAUAAAAAAAAGAAAUAAAUUGCGAGGUCUGAACACAAAGACUGAAGACACAUCUGUUUUCUAAUGUUGCUUUAAAGUGGUUUUCUUGUAUGCCUGCUCUAUAUAGACCUCAUCAUGGUUUUUCCUUUCGAUCCGACUUGCAUUUCUUUUAAUGAUUACUAACAGUAUGGUAUUUUUCUAUGUCUGAGCAAAACGCACCACUGUCAUUUUGUAUAUCUUCACCACUGUUUUAACUGGUAGUGCCCUUAUGCAAACACCCAGCCGCUGCUCCGUCUGCUGUUCGCCACUGAUCCGGUUGAUCACUUGUUGCCCAAAUCCCUCCCCCCCCCCAGCGACGCCUCGGCGGAUGGAUUUGUUUGAUAGGGCUUGCUGUAACAGAAAUGGGAAAGCAAAAAGACUCAAAUUAGAAGUAUUUGCUUUCACGAUGUGGCUUGACGCAAGUAAACAGAGACCAAUAUGCAAGGGGAGCGAAAAAAAAAAAAAAAAAAAAAGAAACACUACUGCUGUAAAAAGAGGACACAAUGAGCAAACAUGGGUUUUGUAUUUUUAGUUCAAGCUUGAUGAGACCGUAAAAUGUCACCUUGGUCAGUUUGUCUUUAUUUUUUUUUUCUCUCAUUGGAAAGUUGUAAUUCUUGCAAGAUGUGCUCUGUGUAGUCGAUUUAAUUAAUUAUUGUAGUGCAGGAAAAUGCGUCUUAAAGUCAUUUGUAAUUUAUUGGAUUACUUUCUAUGAAGUUCUAUAGAGGAAAUUGAGGUUUAAUUAUUUUUAUUAAACAUAUUCUUCUGACUAUUCA
This is a messenger RNA of Fundulus heteroclitus (mummichog), 12106 nucleotides long. RefSeq names its product chromodomain helicase DNA binding protein 9 (gene chd9). Gene Ontology annotation, molecular function: protein binding; ATP-dependent chromatin remodeler activity; ATP binding. The transcript has 39 exons. Bases 397 to 9423 code for a protein of 3008 amino acids. The record is from RefSeq and is a predicted model, not a curated record. NCBI's taxonomy places the organism in Eukaryota, Metazoa, Chordata, Actinopteri, Cyprinodontiformes, Fundulidae.